GUCCCUUCCAAAUUCGCAGAAUUGUGUGUUCUUCUUCAUCCAAUCAUCAGCACAUAAGAGAUCAGCACUGCAGAAAUGGAUGCACCUUCACAGCAAGAGAUGUCAUACUAUGAUCACGUUAAGAGACGCCACGAGGACAAAGGCUGCCUCUAUGCCUUCUUCUUCGCUCUAUGUUGCUGCAGUGAAACUUGUGAGUGCUGUUGCCGCAGUGAAACUUGUGAGUUCUGUUGCCUCAGUGGAACUUGUGAGUGCUGUAUGCAGCUGUGUGCAGUGUUGCUGCUGUGCUUAGGUCACUAGUCCAAGGAAUGGAAGUACUUGUUCGAUCUAUGUUGCUGCUGUUGCUGCAGUGAAACUUGUAAGUGCUGUGUGCAGUGUUGCUGCUGUGCUUAGAUCACUAGUCCAGGAAAUGGAAGUAGUAUGAAGAUGAAAGUAAUUCCAUAAUUUCCAUGUUCCUUAAUUUUCCAAUUGUGUGAAGUCUCAUCAGCAUGUAAAAAGUUGGUUCUUUUUCAUGUUAUUUCUUUGAAA
Molecule: messenger RNA, 525 nt
Organism: Populus euphratica (Euphrates poplar)
Lineage: Eukaryota; Viridiplantae; Streptophyta; Magnoliopsida; Malpighiales; Salicaceae
Product: keratin-associated protein 5-5-like
Exons: 3
Coding region: 76-297 (73 amino acids)
Source: RefSeq, a predicted model, not a curated record